CCGUCCUUGAAAAAACAGAAAAGCCGUCGUCCUCUUUCUUGCGCGUACGGUUUUUGGUGCGGAGCAUUUCACUGAAAGCAGAAACGGGAAAAAAAAAAUUCCCAUUUUCAGAGUUUCUACACAUUCCCGCCAGAUUUCAAGCUAUUGAAGAAAGGGCCCUAAUAUAGUAUAUGUGGAAGAUUUCAUUCCAAGCAAUGUGAGGUGGUCAUCAUUGCAGCUGAGGUCGGGAUGUCCAAACCUUUACUUGAAUAGCCGUAAUGAGUUGUUAUUCAUGUGCAGUUUCUCUCAUGGUGGCAAAGGUUUUCUAGCAGCUAAUCCUAGUUUCCACACCACUACCAAACGCAUUGAGGGGCAUCCUACUAAACCAGGGAAAGAGAGUGAUUUAUAAGGGGAAACAUUAAACUUCAUCUGGCUGCCCCUUAAAUUAUGUCCACGUCCUAAGAAGUUCCAGCUUCUAUCUUCACCCGAUGCCCAAAACUUGACAUCAUGCCAUUUUGAACAUCAUUCUAGUUGCUGGCUUCAUCCUCAACUUGAUGGGGAGUUAUUAAGUGCAGUGUUCUACGGUCCUUCGGGAAAAUGCCUCGCAAAGUAUAUCAUGGAGUUGAUUAUGAUGAAGAAUAUGAUGAUUACUAUGAUGAUUAUGACUAUGAUUAUGAUGUAGAAGUAGAUGAAGGGGAAACAUCUCAGGGAGACAAGGCAGUUGCGAAGUCUGGGCUUUGGCGCUGCUCCAUUUGUACAUAUGAUAACGAUGAAAGUUUGUCUUCAUGUGAUAUAUGUGGAGUUUUUCGGGAUUCUUCCGUCAACAUUUCCAAUAAUGGUGCUGAGAAAAAAGUUGAUGGCAUGUGCAAAGAUUCUGGAGUAUCGGUUAUGGCCAAGUCUCUUUUUGCAUCAUCGCCUCGUGGAACGCCCAAAAUGGAUAUAAUCUUUCAGCAGCUAAGUUAUGAUUUUCUCAGUAAAGGGACCAAUAACUCCCAUGGGUUUGGAAAUAUUCGUGGACAUUUUAAUGAUUUCCAGAAAGCUUUUAUGGCUCCUUACUGCAGUCACUCUAGAGAUAUAGCCCCUUUCAAGUUUGAUAACCUCUCUCCAGAUGAUAUGGUUUCAGCUGGGAAGAGUUCCUCUAUGAAGGCUUCAAAAGCCCCUUUCAAGUUUGAUAACUUCUCUCCACAUGAUAUGGUUUCAGCUGGGAAGAAUUCUUCUACGAAAGCUUCAAAAGCCAACACUUUGCAGUUGCCACCUUCAAAAGUGUCUUCAAGCACCAGUGAGAUGAAAAUUCUCCCAAACGAUAAAAUGAGAGGGAGUUCGUCGGCCUUGUCGACUAAAGCUCGUCAACCUAAUCAAGAUGAGAGCACCGGUUCUGCUGUCAAUGAGGACAAGCCACAGGCCCUGAUGAGCAAUUUACGCAAUUUGAAUUUGGAUAGAAACACUGGAUCUUCGAAAAGUUCUACAAAUACUAGAAGACCGACGUCACAUGCCCAGUAUAAGCCAGAAAAAUGGAUGCUUCCCAUUCAGGAAGAAAAAACCCUGACUCAACUAAGUCUUGCAAUCGUUGGCCAUGUUGAUUCUGGAAAAUCAACACUAUCGGGGAGACUGCUACACCUUAUGGGCCGGAUUUCUCAGAAGGAAAUGCAUAAAUUUGAGAAAGAGUCCAAACAAAAGGGGAAAGGAUCAUUUGCAUAUGCAUGGGCACUAGAUGCGAGUGGUGAAGAAAGGGAAAGAGGUAUAACCAUGACAGUGGCUGUCGCAUAUUUCGACUCAAAGAAAUACCAUGUUGUUGUGCUCGACUCUCCAGGACAUAAAGAUUUUGUUCCGAAUAUGAUAUCGGGUGCUACACAAGCAGAUGCUGCUAUUCUUGUUAUAGAUGCCUCUAUUGGUUCAUUUGAAGCCGGUAUGGAAGGAAAUGGAGGAGGGCAAACAAAGGAGCAUGCACAACUUAUUAGAAGUUUUGGCGUUGAACAGAUCAUUGUUGCUGUUAAUAAAAUGGAUGUUGUGGAGUACUCCAAGGAAAGGUUUGAUAACAUAAAAUUGCAACUCGGCACAUUUCUCCGUUUGUGUGGGUUCAAGGAAUCGUUGAUGAUGUGGAUCCCUUUGAGUGCCAUGGAAAAUCAGAAUUUGGUGGCUGCUGCAUCUGAUGCCCGUUUAUCAUCUUGGUAUGAAGGACCACAUUUGUUGGAUGCCAUCGAUUCGUUGCAACCUCCUUUGAGGGAUGUCUCAAAGCCACUUCGUAUGCCCAUAUGUGAUGUCAUCAAGUCACAUUCGUUGGGCCAGGUAGCAGUUAACGGUAAACUGGAGAUGGGAGCUCUAAAAAAUGGUUCUAAGGUUCUAGUAUUGCCUUCAGGAGAUUCAGCCACAGUGCGGUCCAUUGAACGGGAUUCUGGCACGUGCAGCAUUGCAAGAGCAGGAGACAAUAUAUCAGUCAGUUUGCAAGGCAUUGAUGGAAAUUGCCUGAUGACAGGUGGAGUGCUCUGUCACCCAGAUUUCCCUGUGGCGAUUGCGACAUGUUUGGAGCUGAAGAUCCUUAUCUUGGAUAUUUCAAUGCCAAUCCUAGUUGGGUCUCAGGUGGAGUUUCACGUGCAUCAUGCAAAGGAGGCUGCGAAAGUGGUGAGGAUAUUGUCUCUGCUUGAUCCAAAGACAGGCAAGGUCUCUAAAAAGGCACCGCGCUGUCUUCUAGCAAGACAGAGUGCAGUAAUAGAGGUGGCUCUGGAUAGGGCAGUUUGUGUUGAAGAAUUCUCUAAUUGUAAGGCUCUUGGGAGGGUUUUCUUGCGAUCGUCGGGAAAGACUGUUGCAGUAGGGAUCAUAAACAGAGUAAUCGAACAGAACUAGUUCGGAAGAGGUCAGUCCCCAUCUCAACAGUAGAGCACCAGGCUGCCGUUGCUGUUCUGGUGAUGAUUGCCAAAAGAGAAGAUACAAAGAAGAGCUUCAGCAUCCAUAGACCUUCGCCUUCAGAAACAGGGUGUAGAAUUACUUAGGUUGGGUCUUGGUUGACCAAACAGGUGCAAUGUGGAUUUUUCCAAGCCAUUGAAGAAUGCUUGUCUGCAAUGUGCCUACGCAAAGCAUUGGAAACUGCAUAGCCUAUAUUGUGACACGGCUACACCUUUUUUUAAUAGAAACAGAAAGUGCAUCUUCACCAUUGGUUUUGCCA
This is a messenger RNA of Magnolia sinica, 3139 nucleotides long. RefSeq lists its product as uncharacterized. Lineage: Eukaryota; Viridiplantae; Streptophyta; Magnoliopsida; Magnoliales; Magnoliaceae. Gene Ontology annotation, biological process: translation. The transcript has 14 exons. The record is from RefSeq and is a predicted model, not a curated record. Gene Ontology annotation, molecular function: GTPase activity; GTP binding. Bases 577 to 2820 code for a protein of 747 amino acids.